Entamoeba dispar SAW760 is the source of this 927-nucleotide messenger RNA. RefSeq lists its product as uncharacterized. The transcript is spliced from 2 exons. Bases 1 to 927 code for a protein of 308 amino acids. The record is from RefSeq and is a predicted model, not a curated record. Lineage: Eukaryota; Evosea; Mastigamoebida; Endamoebidae.
AUGUAUAUCUCUCCAUCAUCAGUGGAAGCAUCUAAAUCACCAAAACUCGAAAGAAAAGAUUGGUCUUGUUCUUCAACUAUUUCAUCUAAAACUUCAUCACGAAAAUCAAUUUGUUCAUCACAAUUUGGUCUAGAAGGACAAACAAUAAAAUUAAAAAUAACUAUUCCACCAUCUGUUCUAUCUAUUCAUCGUUCUUGUUUAUGGAUUUGUAAACAAUUACGUUCAUUGAAAAUACCACAACAAGACUACAUUAUAUUCUCUAGUCAUCUAUUCUUUAAUUUUUAUAAUCUUUGUUCAUUAGAAUUACCUAAAUCUAUUGUAAAAAUAAAUAAUAAAAAAAUUCCAUUAAUACAAAAUAAUCAAAUAUUUAAUAUUCCAACAACCGUUACUUCAUUAAAUAAGUAUUGUUUUUCUGAAUGUUCAUCACUACUAUCAAUUCAAAUUCCUCCUUCAGUUAUACUCAUUGGUAAUUUUGCAUUUAAAAAAUGUUAUUUUCUUCAAAUAAUUCAACUUCCAAUUGAAAUACUUUCAUUACCAAAAUCUUGUUUUGAAUUAUGUACUUCUCUUCGAACAAUUAUACUUCCCAAUUCUUUAAAAUGUUUAAGAUAUAAAUGUUUUGUUAAUUGUUAUUCUCUACAAUCAAUUAUUAUUCCAAACUCAGUAAGUCAAAUUGAGUCACAUUGUUUUGAAGGUUGUAGGUCAUUAUCAUCUAUAACAUUAUCUACUUCUUUAUCUUCAAUUAGUUCUAAUUGCUUUAGCUUUUGUUCAUCUCUUCGUUCUAUAACAUUACAUACUUCAAUAGUUGCUAUAGAAACAUAUUCCUUUAAAAAUUGUUAUUCUCUAACAACAGUUCAAAUUAAUUCACCAUUAUGUUCAAUAGAUCCAACCUCAUUUGAAGGAUGUAUUAAUUUACAUAAAAUAUGGUAA